This is a messenger RNA of Sorex araneus (European shrew), 5165 nucleotides long. RefSeq names its product ecto-NOX disulfide-thiol exchanger 2 (gene ENOX2). Gene Ontology annotation, molecular function: RNA binding; protein-disulfide reductase activity. The record is from RefSeq and is a predicted model, not a curated record. Gene Ontology annotation, biological process: ultradian rhythm. Gene Ontology annotation, cellular component: external side of plasma membrane; plasma membrane. NCBI's taxonomy places the organism in Eukaryota, Metazoa, Chordata, Mammalia, Eulipotyphla, Soricidae.
GAGUGCUUUUGCAUUUCUUUUUUUGUGGAGAAAAGAAGGUAAAGGGAGAAUAACUCACAAUAGGAUACAACGUGAAACAGUUCCUGGAAGAGUGUCUGUCACGAUGUUUCUGGUACAAUAUACAGGAUUGAACCAGCUGCCCUUUGACCCUGCCAACAACAACGAGCCCCUGCAAUUUGGUAGUGCCAGUGGCCCUUUGGUCACGGAAGGCCACAGUGAGAAUGGAGGGGAGUCAAGCAAGAAAAGAAAAAGAGCAAAUACUCCUUCAGCUGAUAAUAGUAGACCUCUGAAUGUGGAUUCUACUCCGAUGACGUUACCUAUGUCUGAUCCAACUGCAUGGGCCACAGCAAUGAAUAAUCUUGGAAUGGCACCCCUGGGAAUUGCUGGACAACCAAUUUUACCUGAUUUUGAUCCUGCUCUUGGAAUGAUGACAGGAAUUCCACCAAUAACUCCAAUGAUGCCUGGCUUAGGAAUAGUGCCACCACCAAUACCACCGGAUAUGCCUGUUGUAAAGGAGAUCAUACACUGUAAAAGCUGCACGCUCUUCCCUCCAAACCCAAAUCUUCCACCUCCAGCAACCCGAGAAAGACCACCAGGAUGCAAAACAGUAUUUGUAGGUGGCCUGCCUGAAAAUGGGACUGAGCAGAUCAUCGUGGAAAUGUUUGAACAGUGUGGGGAAAUCAUCGCUAUCCGGAAGAGCAAAAAGAACUUUUGUCACAUUCGUUUUGCUGAGGAGUACAUGGUGGAUAAAGCCCUUUAUCUGUCCGGAUACCGCAUUCGCCUGGGCUCUAGCACAGACAAGAAAGACACUGGCCGUCUCCAUGUUGAUUUUGCACAAGCUCGAGAUGACCUGUAUGAGUGGGAAUGCAAACAGCGCAUGCUCGCAAGAGAGGAACGCCAUCGUAGAAGGAUGGAGGAAGAAAGAUUGCGCCCACCGUCUCCACCUCCAGUGGUCCACUAUUCAGAUCACGAAUGUAGCAUUGUUGCUGAGAAGCUCAAAGAUGAUUCCAAGUUCUCAGAAGCUGUGCAGACUCUGCUCACCUGGAUUGAACGAGGGGAGGUAAACCGUCGCAGUGCUAACAACUUCUACUCCAUGAUACAGUCGGCCAACAGCCACAUCCGCCGCCUGGUGAAUGAGAAGGCUACCCACGAAAAAGACAUGGAAAAGGCAAAGGAAAAAUUCAAACAAGCUCUCUCUGGGAUUCUCAUUCAAUUUGAGCAGAUAGUAGCUGUGUACCAUUCCGCCUCCAAGCAAAAGGCAUGGGACCACUUCACAAAGGCCCAGCGUAAAAACAUCAGCGUUUGGUGCAAACAAGCUGAGGAAAUUCGCAACAUUCAUAAUGAUGAAUUAAUGGGAAUCAGAAGAGAAGAAGAAAUGGAAAUGUCUGAUGAUGAAAUAGAAGAAACAACGGAAGCCAAAGAAGCUGAAGAACCAGUAUCACAGGCAGAAGCUCUGAAGGAAGAAAAUGACAGCCUCCGUUGGCAGCUCGAUGCCUAUCGAAAUGAGGUAGAACUGCUGAAGCAAGAACAAGGUAAAGCCCAUAAGGAGGAUGACCCAAACAAGGAACAGCAGCUGAAACUCCUGCAACAAGCCCUGCAAGGAAUGCAACAGCAUCUACUGAAAGUGCAAGAGGAAUACAAAAGGAAAGAAGCUGAACUUGAAAAAAUCAAAGAUGACAAGUUACAAGUGGAAAAAAUGUUGGAAAGUCUUAAAGAAAAGGAAAGCAAUGCUUCUAGACUGUGUACAUCCAACCAGGAUAGUGACUACCCUCUUGAGAAGAACAUGAACAGCAGUCCUAUCAAAUCUGAACGGGAAGCACUGCUAGUGGGAAUUAUCUCCACUUUUCUUCAUGUACAUCCAUUUGGAGCAAGCAUUGAAUACAUCUGUUCCUACUUGAACCGUCUAGAUAAUAAGAUCUGCACCAGCGACGUGGAAAGUCUCAUGGGCAGGCUCCAGCAUACCUUCAAACAAGAAAUGACUGGAGUCGGAGCCAGUUUGGAAAAGAGAUGGAAGUUCUGUGGCUUCGAGGGCUUGAAACUGACCUGAGUCAUUUUCCCAGCAACCUGGGAUCCUAAAAAUUCAAUGUGUCCAGCAGACUUAGAGCGUGAUUUGUUUUCAGUGGUUUUCAAGUGGAAAUCGCUUUAAAUGUUUCCGUCCUUACUGAAAUGUUUUUUUUCUUGAGUUAAAAUAAGGAUCCUAAAGUAGCACCUCCGAGCUACGGGGCCCUUAAAAAAAAAAACAAAACUCGAACCUCAAGUGCUGUAACUUCUUUUCUGUCAAUUGGUUGUCAUUUUAUUCGUAUUGAAAAAGGCCUUGGGCUAAAGAGUAUUUGGGGUGUUUUCAGUGUCUGUACUACUGUUGUAGACCUUGAUAUUUUUCAAACAUUGCUAAAUGAAUAUUUUGAUGGUUUGUGAUUUGUGUUUUAAAAUGUUUCUUCCUGCUAAUGUUGCUACUGGUAAAAGGAAUGAGAAAAGUACUAGCUACUCUUUAACUGGCAAUGUGUUUAGUUCUAGUGGGCCAGUUUUAAUAAAAACAAUAAAAACAUCAGUAUCUUCUAGAAGGUGCUUUACCGGGUUUACCUUUUAAAAGACAGCAUGGUUUGUGGCUCUUUGUAAAAUUACUGUGAACCAAAAGUUGACAAAUGUUCCAAAGUUAUUUUCUCUAAUAUAACAUUUAAAAGGUUUAUUUCAGAAUUUAAAUAUUAAUCUAGAUGUAUUCACAGAAGUCAAGCGUCCAGUGUAACUGGCGUGCAUCUGUGCUAUUCAGAAUCAACUUGUACAUAAUCUGCUUCUAAAGGAGGGCAUGUUUCAUUCUCUAUGAAUCAAGAACACGUGUUUUGCAAAGUACCAGAAGGGAUUUAUUUUAAUGUGUUUUCCCUUCUGGCCUUCUUGCAAAGUCUGCUGGUCCCUCUUCCGCUGUUAGAGUGUUGUUAGUACAAUACAUGUACUGCUGUAACUACUAUGUUUACGUUAUGCCAAGUUGAUGUGAGUACUAAUAGAAAACCGUUCCUGAUGAAAAACAGAAUGGGCCAGGGUGUAUUUGAAUUCUUCCAAAUAGGUCACCUACUUCUUGAAUGCUGAUAUCCAGGGACUCUUCCAGUUUUGUGUGCCCAUCAGCAGACUACAGUGGCAGGCACAAGUUAGGAAACCCUACAUGGUGGGGGAGGAAAAGCAUGAGGAUUUCUGGCUAAGACCCUGGGACAGAGAUGCUCUUUUUUGCCAUCUACAGCGAGAUGCUCUUUUCUUUUGUGCACUGGUGGUGCUUAUAAGAACAUAAGCAUGCCGGGGCUGGAGCAGUAGCACAGCGAGUAGGGCGUUUGCCUUGCACGAGGCCAACCCAAGUUCAAUUCCCAGCAUCCCAUAUGGUCCCCUGAGCACCGCCAGCAGUAAUUCCUGAGUGCAGAGCCAGGAGUAACCCCUGUGCAUCGCCAGAUAUGACCCAAAAAUAAAAAAAAAAGAUCGUAAGCAUGCUUCUCUUUGAGCCUUGAUUUAAAAUAAGAGAUCAGGAGCUGGAGAUAUGGUAUAGCAGGCAGGGCUCUGGCCUUGCAGGCAGCUCACUGGGAUUCCUGGCACCACCUGUAGUCCCCCAUAUUUCACCAGGAGUGAUCUCUGAGUGGAGAGCCAGGAGUAAACCCAAAACACUACCUGGGAUAGCCAAAAAACUAAAAUUAAAAAAAAAAUUAAAGUAAAUAUGCAAGCCAAUAGAGACUAUUUCAGGAAAAUUCUCUAAAUCAGUAUCAGGAGUGUUGAAGUUGUAUUUUUAACUCUCUUUUCAAAAAAUAUUAAGUUGUGGUUUUAAGAGAUAAAUGUUACUUUUCCGUACCUCCGUUUGGAGUUUUGAAGAACUUGCUCUCUCUAAAUAAUCCUUUAGUAGUGAAUAUCAGUUUCUGCUUUUGGGUACCAUGAUGUUGGAAGAAGCUAAAACUUCCUCCUUGUCAACUUGAAAAGUUCCAUGGCAGCCCAUCCCAUUCGUGCUGAAAGCUGAUUGCCCGCCCCCACCCCCACCCGCCCCUCCCAAGAACCCAAAUGUGACACCAGCAUGACGCUCUGGUUAUUUUUACACCAGCUUCCUCACUGAAGCAUCUCUGCCAUCCAUGCUGCAGAAAAUCUCAAAGCUCCCAAAAUGCUUUAUUUUAAUAAUAUCUAUGAAGUCAAGGAAGUUUGCCACUUAACCAAUUCUUUCUUACUGAAAUAAAUUAAAUAAAAUAUAAUUUUAAAGUAACACUAGGGCCCCUUGGCUUUCUGUCACUUUGUCUACUUGUACAACAAAUGGGCUUUUCCUAUUAUUCCUACCAAUUUGGCUCAGGUAUAUUCCUCCCAACCUGCUUGAAUAUGCUAUGUUGGUUAUUUUUAUGUGUCAGGUUAGCUAGGCUACAGUACUUAUGUUCUUUGGUCAAGCACUGGUCCAGAUGGCAUUAGGAAGGUACGUUUGAGAUGUGAUUGAUAUUAAAACCGGUAGACUUUGAAUGAAACAGAUUGCCCUCCAUCACCUGAGUGGAUCUCAUCCAAUCAGUUGAAAGCCUUAAGAGAAAUGACUGAAGUUCUCCAAGGGAGAAAGAACUCUGCUUCCAGAUUGCCUUGGGGCUAAAGACUGCAGCUUUAGCACCUGCCAGAAUUUCCAUACUGCUAGCCAGCCCUACAAAGUUCAGACUUGCCAACCCUUAUAAUCACAGGAGCCAAUUCCUUAAAAUAGGUCUUUCUAUUGGUUCUGUAUCUGACUAAUGUGUUAGUCCAGAGUGUAAAAAUAGAAUCUUUACACUAUCUUAGAUAAUCAAAUUGCAAUACGUGUCAUAACACAAUCCGUGCCAUUCACCAUGGAAAUCUAUUAAUGAAGUCAUUUUCCAUUAGGACUGCUCAAUGCUAUUUAUUGUUCUGUUCCUCCUGAGUUUUGAAAUCUUACUGUUUCAUUGUUUUUAGAAGAUACUGUAGUCAGAAUUUUUUCCAGAUAAUAUGAAUAGAAGCAUUCCUUUAUUUUACAAAUUGUUUCAUUUCCUUCCCUGGUCCUGUGAUAUUUCCAACUGCUGUAAAAUGUCUUGAAUGCAAAUGAAAAAAAAUGGUUUUCAGAAUAGACAUAACUAUAUGUUCAUUAUAUUGAGCUUUUUUAAAGUGUGGCCCUCAAAGUGUAUGGUUUUCAUAUGAUGCUGAAUAAACUACUACGUAAAGAC